AUGUCUGCCGGAACCCAAGGGUCAGGGGACUCAGACGAUUUUAAAUUUUUCGGACUAGGAGGAUGCAAUGAGGUUGGGAGAUCGUGCCAUAUUAUAGAGUACAAGAACAAGGUGAUUAUGUUGGACUCUGGUGUCCAUCCAGGUCUUAGUGGAAUGAACUCUUUACCAUUUUUUGACGAUUAUGAUCUAUCAAAAGUGGACAUUUUAUUAAUAAGUCAUUUCCAUUUGGAUCAUGCUGCAUCAUUGCCGUAUGUGAUGCAACAAACUAGUUUCCGUGGGCGUGUUUUUAUGACGCAUGCAACAAAAGCUAUUUAUCGAUGGUUACUUUCAGAUUUUGUUAGAGUCACUUCGCUCCUGGGCAGUGGCGAUGAAGGACGUUCCAUGAAUGGCUCCCAGAACAGUGGGACGACGUCUGCCAAUUUGUAUACAGAUGAAGACUUGAUGAGUUCCUUUGACAAGAUUGAAACUAUUGACUAUCACUCAACAAUGGAGAUCGAAGGUAUCCGUUUCACAGCUUAUCAUGCUGGUCAUGUCUUGGGCGCAUGUAUGUAUUUUGUCGAGAUUGGUGGCUUGAAAGUGCUUUUUACAGGUGACUAUUCUCGUGAGGAGGACCGUCAUUUAAAAGUUGCGGAAGUUCCUCCUACGAGACCUGAUAUCUUAAUUACAGAAUCUACUUUCGGCACUGCUACACACGAGCCAAGACUUGAGAAGGAAACCCGGAUGAUGAAAAACAUUCACUCAACUAUAUUGAAAGGCGGUAGAAUUUUGAUGCCCGUCUUUGCCUUAGGAAGAGCCCAGGAGCUUUUGUUGAUUUUGGAGGAGUACUGGUCACUCAACGAGGACAUUCAAAAUGUAAAUAUAUACUACGCCUCUAAUCUUGCUCGAAAAUGCAUGGCCGUUUACCAAACAUAUACCAGCAUUAUGAAUGAAAAGAUCAGACUAAGUGCAUCUUCCUCCGAAAAAACAAACCCUUUCCAAUUCAAGCAUAUCAAAUCUAUCAAGAGUAUUGAUAAGAUUCAGGAUAUGGGACCAUGUGUGGUCGUCGCCUCUCCUGGUAUGUUACAAAGUGGUGUCUCUAGACAGUUGCUCGAAAGGUGGGCUCCUGAUCCCAAAAAUGCUGUGAUCUUAACAGGCUAUUCUGUCGAAGGGACCAUGGCUAAAGAGUUGCUAGCUGAACCUCAUACUAUUCCUUCCAUUACCAACCCUGAGGUAAGUAUCCCACGUCGUCUUUCCAUAGACGAAAUUUCUUUUGCUGCACACGUUGACUUUCAACAAAAUGCGGGAUUCAUCGAGGAAGUUGGACCGAAGAAAAUCAUUCUUGUUCACGGAGACAGCAAUCCCAUGGGAAGACUAAAGUCUGCAUUGUUAAGUAGAUACUCCUCCAGAAAGGGGACUGAGGAAGAAGUUAAGGUAUUCAAUCCUAGAAACUGCGAAGAACUUCUCAUCGGCAUCAAAGGUGCAAAAAUUGCGAAAGUUGUCGGGAGCUUGGCUGAAGCAGAGAUUAUGCUCUUGAAAGAUGCGUUGUCCAAACAGUUGGAAGAAAAGAAAAUUCAAUUGAUAAAAGAAGAAGAUAUGAUUGAUGGUGAGGUACAAGAAAAGAAGACAGAUGAGGAAGAAAAGACUAAAGAAACUGAAAGCAAAAAGGAAGCGGCUUCACCAGAGGAGCACUACAUCAAUACUGGAGUUGCUAUAUCAGGUGUCUUGAUCUCAAAGGACUUCGACUUGAACUUAUUACAGCUUGAAGACCUUAAAGAAUUCACACAAUUGAACACUUCGGUAGUGAAAUCCAACAUAAAGGUUAAAAUCCAAGCAAAUGUUUCAUUGAUCCGUUGGCACUUGGAGCAAAUGUUUGGACACAUCAGCAUUUUACAUGACGACUCAGAACGCUGGGAGUGCCUUAUUAUGGAAAUGAUUUAUGUUUCUGUUUCAAAGACAGACUCGGCGGAAGGGAUGAAUAUUUCAGUGGAAUGGAUAAACAAUAAUGCAAUGGCAGACUCUCUUGCAGACAGUGUUGUGGCUAUUCUAUAUUCUGUCGAUUCCUCCCCAUCUUCGGUGAAACUCACAUCUAAGGGCCAUUCGCAUAGUCACAUCAAGGAGGAGCCUGAUGAAGGCAAUGUUCAGGAAGAGGAAGAGCACAAGGCACAUGCCAUUGUUGACAUAAAGAGCAGACUUCAUCGCAUAUCUACGUUGUUGAAGGCUCAAUUUGGGGAUUCUAUUACUGAAAUGAGCGAUAAGUCUGCGACGAUCACCAUUGGGAAGGCCCAAGCGAAAAUCGAUUUUCACACUUUGAAGAUAGAAUGUGGUUCCAAGGUGUUGAAAGACAGGGUUGAAAAUAUCAUAAAAAGAGGAUGCAAGUUGACCGCCCCUCUUAGCUACCAACAAAAGGCCGUUUAA
This is a messenger RNA of Clavispora lusitaniae ATCC 42720, 2394 nucleotides long. It is a transcript of the gene YSH1, whose product is annotated as cleavage polyadenylation factor subunit. Gene Ontology annotation, molecular function: RNA endonuclease activity; RNA binding; 5'-3' RNA exonuclease activity. Gene Ontology annotation, cellular component: mRNA cleavage and polyadenylation specificity factor complex. Gene Ontology annotation, biological process: mRNA 3'-end processing by stem-loop binding and cleavage. NCBI's taxonomy places the organism in Eukaryota, Fungi, Ascomycota, Pichiomycetes, Serinales, Metschnikowiaceae. The record is from RefSeq and is a predicted model, not a curated record.